ACAAGCCGUUUAACCUCAUGCAAUCAUGUUUAAGACGAUAACCUUGACCUUACUGAUGGUUGAAAUUGCCUGUAUCAUUUCACAGAAUUGUUCUCCCAGACUAACUUUUAGUAUCGUUACAACAGGAAGAUUGUCUUUACCUCCAGAUGAGAUCAUAUCGAAUCAUACCGUCAACUCAGGGUUUGUCCCGAUAGGAUGUUACGAACUCUGCGAAAAGGAACCGAAAUGUGUUGGAUUCAACUACAGAGAAACGCUCAAUGUUGUGAACUGCCAACUGACCAACAUCACAGGAAAGAGAGGACACAACGCAAUGACUGGAGAAGGAAAAUGGACACUAAUGCUCAAUGAUAAUCCAGUAUUUUCAGCCACCAGUUGUGCCCAUCUGUACAACUUAGGAGUGAGAAAAGAUGGUGUUUAUAACAUCAAUCCUGAUGGCAUGGGAUCGUUUCAAGUCAGAUGUGAUAUGAGCACAGACGGGGGAGGCUGGACCGUGUUUCAAAGAAGACAAGAUGGAAGUCAAGAUUUCUAUCGUGGAUGGUCAGACUAUAAAGCAGGCUUUGGUGAUCUUAACGGCGAGUUCUGGUUGGGCCUUGAUAAAAUACAUCGCUUGCACAAAUCUGGCCAAAAUGUUCUAAGAAUUGAUUUGAUGGAUUUCAAUGGCGCCGAGGCUUACGCUAAAUACGGAACGUUUACUGUAGCUGAUGAAUCAGACAAAUACAGAUUGAACGUUGGAAAUUACUUAGGUGACGCAGGUGAUUCUCUUUCUAAUCACAAUCAAAUGCAGUUCACUACCAAGGAUAAUGACAAUGAUGUUUGGAGCAGUGGUAAUUGUGCUACGAGCUACAAGAGUGGUUGGUGGUUCAACAGCUGUCAUCCUUCCAACCUCAAUGGCGUGUACCUGGAUGCAGGUCAGAUUAAUACCAUCGGAAUAAACUGGUACAAUUGGAAAAGUUCGUGGUAUUCAAUGAAAAAGUCGGAGAUGAAAAUUCGUCCAAACCAGUUUUAAAAUAUUCCUGCGUGACAAAGCGAAUCCUAGCAAAUUACAUGUGGUGUUGUAUAGAUAUGUUUUCGAACAGAUUUAGAAGAAUUUAUAGAACUCCGCAUACAACCUAAAUAAUUGUAACCUGAAUGAGGCACUGAUAAGCAACAUGAUUUGGGGUCAGCAUGGAGUUAGUGACAUGAUCCAAACACAAUGUGUUCAUGGAACAAAAACAUUGAACCUGGCGCACAUGCACUGCAUGAUGAACUUAGCACGCAUAAAUAAUAACUGAUGAUCUAUUGGCAUUCUGAUAUUCAAUGAAAAAGACGGAAAUGAAAAUUCGUUAAAACCAGUUUUAAGAUAUUCCUGCAAAAACCUUUAGGAAAAAAGCAUUCACUCCCUGCUUUUAUAAUUAAAUUUUAAUGAUACAGAAAUGGUAAUAUAUACCAUCUUUCAUAUAAAGUUAUGAACGUCAAUUAUGCCACAGAGUUUUGGCCGCACAAAAAUUGUAAUAAAUGCACGUAUAUAAAAACACGAUACUUUUACAUGCAUGCGGAAAUAUAAUAUUUUCGCCAGUCAACUGAUUAAAACGGCGUAUAUAUAACCAUCACAGAACAUGUUGUAAAACGUACUAUAGAUUACUGCACUCCGAUAUGCUUCUGAAGAAGUCUGUAUUAUUUUGUUUAUUUUAAAUGAAUAUUACUUUCAAGGCCGCAGCCGCGAAAGUUUAAUUGUAUGGGGUGUGUACACACAUAUAUUCGUCUUAUGACCGACUGAUUUCUUUUGAAAGCUAUUGUUUCUAAGAUAUGUUAACCUGAAUAUAUGAAUAUGCAUCCCCCCUGCCCAAUUAUGCGAUCUAGCUGCAUGCGGUCCUGAUAACUUUACUUAUACAGCCUAUUACAGUAUAUAGCCCCGUUUACAUAACACUCGAUUUAUCGGAACGGCACGGCUAUAAUUGGUACCCGUGACCCACUUCAUCCGUGCCCGGUCUUUGUUUAGGUAGCCUGAACACUAUAAUAAAAUUGGGCACUGGUACACCAUUUUCGCCGUGCCAUGCCAAUAGAGUGUAGUGCAA
Dendronephthya gigantea is the source of this 2054-nucleotide messenger RNA. RefSeq names its product techylectin-5B-like. The transcript has 4 exons. NCBI's taxonomy places the organism in Eukaryota, Metazoa, Cnidaria, Anthozoa, Malacalcyonacea, Nephtheidae. The record is from RefSeq and is a predicted model, not a curated record. The coding region runs from base 26 to 1006 and encodes 326 amino acids.